ACCAAGUAUUGUUAAAAUUGUAUUCUGAUUUUUUUCAGGACACAUUUCAUUGAGAAUUUUAAACAUCCACAAGUGAAAGAGUGCAGUGAACCAACAUGACUUAACCAUGCAGAUUCAAAGAUUACCAAUCUUAUUUGGAAGCAAAUCCCAGAGAACAUUUCCUUCUUAAAUAUUUAAUUUUAUAAUUACAAAAUAAGGACUUAAAAAUAGAACUACAAUACCAUUAUAAUAUCUAAACUGCUCUCUGGCUCCCAGAGAUAUUGAAUAUCCAAUCUGCUCCAAUUUUUUCCCCACAUUUCAUUCAUAGCUUAUUCACACCAAUUUUUGAAAUGUCUUGUAAGACUUCAAUCUAUCAAUCCCUCCAUUUCUUUCAUUUCCCCCCUUGUUUCCCUACCUGCCCCUACAACCCUUUGCAAAUUACCUGUUGAAGAGACUGAAUUGUUUGUCCUUUACAUCUUUUCAUAGUUUAGAUUUUCUUAUUAUAUUCCUGAGGUGUAGUUUAGCAUGUUUGUCUUCUGUUAUUUCCUAUAAAUUGGUAGUUGGACUUGAGGCUUUAUCAGGUAAAAGUUUAUUUUGGACAAGACUGAUUCAUAGAUGAUGUUUUAUUAGUGAACUAUGGUUGCAUAACAAAUUGCCACCUAAAAUUCAGAGGUUUAAAACAACAUUUAUAUUGCACACAGUUCCUGUUAGUCAGGUAUUUAGGAAUUGCUUAGUUGAGUGGUUCUGGCUCAUGGUCUCUCAUGAGGUUCCAGUCAAGAUCCAGCUGGUGCUGCUGUCAUUUGAAAGCUGGACUGGGGCAGGAGGAACUGUUUCCAACGUGGUUCACACACGACUCGUACGCUGGUGCUUGCUUUUUGUCAGGAGGCCAUAGUUGCCUACCACAUGGAUCUCUUUCUAGGUCUACUUCUUCCAGAGCAGUUGAUCCAGGAAAGCAAGGUGGAAGCCACAGUGUCUUUUAUGAUCUACCUUGGAAGUCACACAUUGUCAUUGUGCAAUGUUUAAUUAGUUACACAACUUUAUUCAUUGUUGGAAGUUACCACACAAAGAUUUGCUUACUAGGAAGUAAGGAUCAUUGGGAGCCAUCUUGCAGGCUGGCCACCACAGUGUUCAUCCAUCAAGAAGUACAUGAUGUUAGCAACCAUUGAUGCUCAAUGCCUAAGUUCACUCAUUCAUAACAUGUUGCAAAAUUGUUGUAUUCUAUUAUUCCUUUUUCAUAUAUUAGCUGAAAUAUUUUUAAAAACUAGAGAAAAGAUAUGAGAAAGCCCCUGUCUACUACUUGGUUACCAAUAGUUCAUUUUCUAUAGAAAAGUAAGUACAAAUGCUUGAUUCUUCCCUUUAUUUACCAGUUUUCAAACUAGAGACUGAUGAUUAAUUAGACCUUAAAACAAUUGUGAGCUCAUAGAUUUAAAUAUAUUUCAAUUCAUUGAUGUAUUUCAAUUCAUUGCAGUUACUAUCUUAAUGCUCAUAUAGCCUACAGGUCGGCUAAAUAAUGGUCCUGCAGGACUUUCAUAUCUGGAAGCUGUAAUGUUACAUUAUGUGACACAGAUUCUAUAGAUGGAUCUUGAGUUGGAGAGAUUAUCCUGGAUUAUCCAAAUGGUAAUAGUGUAAUCACAGGAUCCUUGUAACAGGGAAGCAGGAGAUCAGUGAGGUGAUGUGAUAACGGAAGCAGAGAUGGGAAUGCUGACCUUUGAAGAUAGAGGAACACAAGGAUUAUACCUCCAGAGAUUAAAAAUGCAAGGAAACAAAUUCUACCCUGGGAGUCAUCAGGAGAAGCAGCUCUGCUGACUCCUUGACUUUAGCUCAGUGAAACUGAUACUGGACUUUUGACCUCAAGAUCUGUAAGAGAAUCUACAUUGUUUUAAACCACCAAGUUUGUGGUUAUUUGUGACAGCAGCAAUAGGAAACCCAUCUCUGGUCAGUGGAACUGUCAAAUUAUCAAAUAUGAUAAGAUGUUCUAGGCUUACUUCGUACGUUUUCUGCCCCAGACCUGGAAUCAUCAAUUUCCCCAAAGAAUCUUUGUUCCUUUUCAUGGGAAAUGGCAUUUGGGGACCAUUAGGCAUAUUCCUGGGUUCCCUCCACACCAUUUAAAUAUAUUUUUUAAAUAAAAGAACAUGUAACAAAGAAUUUAGCACCUUAGCCAAUUUUAAGUGCACAGUUCAGUAGUGUUAACUAUAUUUACAUUGUGCAACAGCUCUCUAGAACUUUUCAUCUUGCAAACCUGAAACUCAAUACCCCUUGAACAACUCCCCAUAUCCCCAUUCCCUGUGGGUUUUUUGCCUUUUUAAAAUGAAAAAGUAGGACAGUUCUUCAGUGAAAUCUUUAACCAACAUAUUGGUAAACUUUCCUCUAAACUUGUAGAUUCUCAGGUCCUGAUUGUAUGCCAUUUUUGACUCUAGUCCCCAAACUAUAUCCUAUAAAGGGUUCCAAGUAGUAUCAAGGAUUAGUUGUUUUUCUAGAAUGGAGUGAGAUUUGAAAUAAAAUACAUCCCACACGCAAAGUAAUGACCAUCUCAUUAUUAGGACUCAAAAUAUUCCCUGGAGCUGCAGUUUGCUUAAGAGUGCAUUUGUAAGCUGGUGGGGCCCCUACCCACAAUGCAGUAUCCCAUAGCUGUGGUCUCAUCCAGCCCAGCUGUGCCCUAUGGCUGAACUAUUUGUGGGGCAGAAAUAGUUUGCAGAAGACUGUUUGGUUCAGAUCUAUAGGUGCAAUUCUCUGGGUCAUGAGAACUUGUUUAAAUAACUCAUGGGAGAGAAUUGCAGUGCUGAAGGAAAAGGGGUGCCAGUCUGUUAGGAUUCUGAAGGAGGGAGACCUGCAGUCUCAUUUUGUUACCGUUGGGAAGUACCUUGUUUUGUUUUUAAAGCUUUGUGCUCUUAUUUGUACCAAGUGUUUGAAAAGAGUGCAUUCUUAAGUAGUUUUCCUCUCUCCCCUUACAGGAAGUGCUCAAAUUUUAAACACACAGACAUACACACAAAAGAGGAAACAGUUGGAUAAGAACUCAGAAAUCAUGUGACAGAUGACUAAGUUAAUUAAAUCUUCUCUACUUACUGGAAAGGAAGAGUCUGAUGAUUAGCCACUGAUUCUCCCUGCAUUUUUAAAGUUUUGGAGAUAUCAAAUCAUGUUCCCCUUUAUGCUUUUUUCCACCCUGUUUGCUUCUGUAUUUACUGAACCUAUGAAGCAGCGCUGGAUCUGCAACUCCUCUGAUCUGAGUGUGUGGUAUACGUACUGUGAUAAAAUGGAAUUCCCUAUUUCAAUAAAUGUUGAACCCUGUUUAACACUGAAGAAAAGUAAAGGAUAUUUGCAUCUUUUCUACAUUCCAAGAAGAGACAUAAAAAAAUUAUAUUUCAAUAUAUAUUUAUCUGCUAACUCCGUGGAUUUUCCAGUGCGCAAAGAAGUUAUUUGCCGAGGAGCUAAUGAUGAUUAUUCUUUUUGCAGAGCUCUGAAGGGAGAGACUGUGAAUACAACAGUAGCAUUCUCCUACAAGGGAAUACGAUUUUCUAAGGGGCAGUACAGAUGUGUCACAGAAGCCAUCGCUGGGAAUACUGAAGAAAUGCUCUUUUGUUUGAAUUUUACCAUCUUACACAGCCCUGAUUUUAAUUAGAAUAAAUUGAGUAUAUUUUUAUUUUUCAAAGAUUCUGUUCUUCACCUAAA
Molecule: messenger RNA, 3645 nt
Organism: Manis pentadactyla (Chinese pangolin)
Lineage: Eukaryota; Metazoa; Chordata; Mammalia; Pholidota; Manidae
Gene: LY96
Product: lymphocyte antigen 96
Exons: 5
Coding region: 3113-3595 (160 amino acids)
Biological process (GO): positive regulation of lipopolysaccharide-mediated signaling pathway; cellular response to lipopolysaccharide; detection of lipopolysaccharide
Cellular component (GO): lipopolysaccharide receptor complex
Molecular function (GO): lipopolysaccharide binding; Toll-like receptor 4 binding; lipopolysaccharide immune receptor activity
Source: RefSeq, a predicted model, not a curated record